AUGGCCACACCGCUCUCAACCGCCGACGUCCCGCCGCAAUUGCUCAAGGACGCUCUCCUCCUAGGACACAUCCCAUGGCGAGCCCUCCCCUCUGACCCCCGCGUCAGCUACAGUCUCUACAUCCCCCCUCGGCACUAUAACCCUUCCCUCGCCGCCGCGUCACCACCCGCAGAGAAACUCCCCUUGCUAGUAUACAUCCACGGCACGCGGCGGAACAUCUCGGCCAUCGACAGCAACGAUGACCUCGUCCCCUUUGCCGAGGAGACGCCCUGCGCCGUCCUGGCCCCUCUGUUCCCUGUCGGUCUGGACGGCGUCCACGAUCUGGACAGCUACAAGGUCCUCGCGUCGCGGACUUUGCGCGCGGAUCUUGCCUUGCUGGCCAUGCUCGACGAGGUGGCGCGCCGGUGGUUCGGCGUGGACGCCCAACGGGUCUACCUCAUGGAGUUUUCGGGCGGGGGUCAGUUCGCUCACCGGUUCCUCUACCUCUACCCUGAGCGCAUCAGGGCCGUGAGUGUGGGCGCGCCGGGGCGGGUGACGAUGCUUGACCGGACGAGACGGUGGCCUGGGGGCAUUGGGAGGGUGGAGGGUUUAUUCGGUAGGGGUGUUAGCGUGGAAGGUAUUCGCCAGGUGCGCAUCCAGCUCGUGGUCGGGCGCGAGGAUAAUGUCCUGCAUGGUGGAGAGGGGUUUCGGGAGUGGGUGAAGGAGUUCAAGGCGAAGGCCAAGAAGGCAAAGGAGCGGGCCAAGGCCAUGACCGGUGAGAACGGUGCCAUGGCCGAGCACGGGAUUGAGCAUGGAGACGCAGCAGAGCAGAGUGCUGGUCUCGAAGACAUGCGACAGGGCCGAUUGGACACCGUCACUGAGUUACACGCUCUAUGGAGGGACCAGGGCAUCCACGCACAGCUGGAUAUCAUCCAAGGGAUGGCUCAUGAACAGAAGCCCGCCAGGGGCGUGAUGCUUGAAUUUCUGCGCGGAGCUAUGUUAUCUGUCUGUGCAAAUGGGGGGGCGGCCGUACGCUAG
Molecule: messenger RNA, 1017 nt
Organism: Cladophialophora carrionii CBS 160.54
Lineage: Eukaryota; Fungi; Ascomycota; Eurotiomycetes; Chaetothyriales; Herpotrichiellaceae
Exons: 1
Coding region: 1-1017 (338 amino acids)
Source: RefSeq, a predicted model, not a curated record